This is a messenger RNA of Rattus rattus (black rat), 2349 nucleotides long. It is a transcript of the gene Slc17a9, whose product is annotated as solute carrier family 17 member 9. The record is from RefSeq and is a predicted model, not a curated record. Lineage: Eukaryota; Metazoa; Chordata; Mammalia; Rodentia; Muridae. Bases 80 to 1423 code for a protein of 447 amino acids. Gene Ontology annotation, cellular component: membrane. The transcript is spliced from 13 exons. Gene Ontology annotation, molecular function: transmembrane transporter activity. Gene Ontology annotation, biological process: transmembrane transport.
UGACACGUGGACUUGGGCGGUGCUGCCCUGUGGGUUGUCCUAGGUCUGAGGUGGGAGGGCACGGUGCACAACGGUGCCCAUGCCAUCCCAGCGCUCUAGCCUGAUGCAGCCAAUCCCAGAGGAGACCCGCAAGACCCCUUCUGCGGCAGCAGAGGACAAACGGUGGUCCAGGCCUGAAUGCCAGCUAUGGACGGGGAUGUUGCUCCUGGGCACCUGCUUGCUGUACUGCACGCGUGUCACCAUGCCUGUCUGUACCGUUGCCAUGAGCCAGGACUUCGGCUGGAACAAGAAGGAGGCUGGUAUCGUGCUCAGCAGCUUCUUCUGGGGCUACUGCCUGACUCAGGUGGUGGGCGGCCACCUUGGGGAUCGCAUUGGAGGUGAGAAGGUCAUCUUGCUGUCAGCCUCUGCCUGGGGCUUCAUCACUGUCACCACACCACUGCUUGCCCACCUCGGCAGCGGCCACCUGGCCUUCGUGACAUUCUCUCGAAUACUCACCGGUCUGCUCCAAGGUGUCUACUUUCCAGCCCUGACCAGUCUGCUGUCCCAGAGAGUGCAGGAGAGCGAGAGAUCCUUUACUUACAGCACCGUGGGUGCUGGCUCCCAGGUCGGGACUCUGGUGACUGGGGGCAUAGGGUCUGUGCUCCUGGACCGGUGUGGCUGGCAAAGUGUCUUCUACUUCUCAGGCGGCCUCACCCUGCUCUGGGUGUACUACGUGUACAAGUACCUGCUGGAUGAGAAAGAUCUUGUCCUGGCCCUGGGUGUCCUGGCACAAGGCCUACCUGUGACCAGGCCCUCCAAAGUGCCCUGGAGACAACUCUUCCGGGAAGCCUCUGUCUGGGCGGUAAUCUGCUCACAGCUGUCCUCAGCUUGCUCUUUCUUCAUUCUACUCUCCUGGCUACCUACCUUCUUCAAGGAGACCUUCCCCCACUCCAAGGGCUGGGUCUUCAAUGUGGUACCCUGGUUGCUGGCAAUUCCUGCCAGUUUGUUCAGCGGGUUCAUCUCUGACCGCCUCAUCAGUCAGGGUUACAGAGUCAUCACGGUGCGUAAGUUCAUGCAGGUCAUGGGCCUUGGUCUGUCAAGCAUUUUUGCCCUGUGUCUGGGUCACACCACAAGCUUCCUCAAGUCUAUGAUCUUUGCGUCAGCGUCCAUUGGCUUCCAGACCUUCAACCACAGUGGUAUUUCAGUCAACAUUCAGGACCUGGCCCCAUCCUGUGCUGGUUUCCUGUUUGGUGUAGCCAACACUGCAGGGGCCUUGGCAGGUGUGGUAGGCGUGUGUCUAGGUGGCUAUCUGAUCGAGACCACUGGCUCCUGGACCUGUGUGUUCCACCUGGUGGCCAUCAUCAGCAACCUGGGACUGGGCACCUUUCUGGUGUUCGGGAAGGCACAGAGGGUGGACCUGGUACCCACUCACGAGGACCUCUAGCUUCCUGACGAUCAGUCCCCAGGACGUGACGUCAGCAGCCUAGAGACAACAACUCUGUCGGUGAAACUCUGGGAACUCCACCUCGGAUGUAUGAGCAGACAGCAAGACCACCGUCUCCUGGGGAAUCCACAUGAGUUGGAGAGAUAGCCUGAGUACACACAGGAGGAACGUCACGACUCCACAAAUGCUUGCUAGUCCUGGCUUCUCUCAGGUUCAGUGGGACGGCUGCUGUUACGGAAGCUACAUUGCCGAUGGGAGGUCUCCACAGCCUCAGUCCAUGAGGGUUGUUUCCCCGACAAGAUUUCUCUGGGUUAAGGAUGCGUUGUGUGCUGGUAGAUGUUCAGGGGGCAGUUCCAACCCCCACCUGCUCCGGGCAUCUUCCUAUCUCCAUCUCUCCAGUAACAAUACUCUAAGAAGUCCGUAGACACUAGACCAUGUCUCCAUAAGACAGGCCCACAGUUCAAAACCACAGAGAAGCCAUGGUUUCUGCUUCUCUCCCGAAGUCAGGCUGCCACUCCAGCUGGGCCAGCGUGCGGUAAGCUAGAGGUCCUUGCCUGCCUUUGCAGACCCUGGUUCCCAUUCCUGUGGAUCUCUCAGCACUACUGAUGUGUCCUGGGCUGGCAGGUGCCUGGAAGUCCUCAGGCUUUGCCUGGACACUCCAGACAUCACAGACCCCAGAACAAGGAGGAACACCCCACCACACACACACACACACACACACACACACACACACACACACACACACCCAUCUGGCCUUGUUUUUCUACCUCCCCUCUUAUUCUCUGUGGAGCUGGUCAUUUCAUGAGCUGAUAAUGAAUUCUCCAAGAUGCAUAUUAGAUUUUCUUUAUAGAUAUGGUGAGUCUCGCCAGGGCCUUAUUUAAGUGAAAACUAUUAAACUAUUUAAAGAUAAGACUUGUUUUAUUCAA